Messenger RNA from Mycosarcoma maydis (corn smut), 861 nucleotides. RefSeq lists its product as uncharacterized. Lineage: Eukaryota; Fungi; Basidiomycota; Ustilaginomycetes; Ustilaginales. The record is from RefSeq and is a predicted model, not a curated record. The transcript has a single exon. The coding region runs from base 1 to 861 and encodes 286 amino acids.
AUGUACAAUCUCUUUUCCCUUUUUGCGCUUUGCCUUGCUGUGGCAGCCACUGUGCAUGCUAGCAGCCAAUGCGACAGUGGAUUAAGCAAAAGAGCACCUGAAAGCCCUAGAGUCGAGCAUGAAGGCGCCUUUCCUGUUGCGGUCAAAACGCUGAACCUGGCUGCCUUCUUUGACUGCGUCAAUGCGGCUGGCUAUACGGCGGAUCGGGUCAAGUACAUCGUCCAGGCUCAAGCGCUGUUCGUCCUGGUGGACCUGGACGAUAUGCACGAGAAAGCAAGAAAGUCGUUCCAAGAUUGCAAUCACGUGCUCUCUGAUGAGACCAAUGUCUUGGACUACAUCACUUUCCAUGGAGACGUCAGCAUGGGCGGACGUACAAUUGCCUCGGCCUCGGAGGAUGAGACUAUCGUCAAGUCCAACAUAGCUGAGGAUCAGACCGACGAUGCACUUACAGCUACGGUCGACCAGGUGCAAAGCCUUGAGCCGCUUGUUGCAAGGUACAGCCGCGACCUGAGGAAGCGAGUUGCCAACGACAUUGAGAUAUCCUUCUAUGGACGCGGUUCUCAAAACUCUUGUUUUGGACCUGCCAAUGCAUGUAUCAAUCAGUGCGGGGGCUCGGGGAGCGUGAAGACCAAGGCUUUGAUCACCAACUUGCACUGGACUCGCUCCUGGUCGCACCACUUCUGCGUAGACAAAGGACGAGACGAUUUUGGCACCGCGGUAGCAGUCAGCCGACGCAAUAGGUGGUACUACAUGUAUGCGCCAACCGGCAAGUUCUUCUAUUCCGGUGGAAUGAGCAGGGACUACAUGGGAGUAGGCUGGGGUGACGGUAGAGCGGGACUCGCCUGCGGAUUUUGGCGCUGA